Molecule: messenger RNA, 648 nt
Organism: Mus caroli (Ryukyu mouse)
Lineage: Eukaryota; Metazoa; Chordata; Mammalia; Rodentia; Muridae
Gene: Fthl18
Product: ferritin heavy chain like 18
Biological process (GO): iron ion transport; intracellular iron ion homeostasis
Cellular component (GO): cytoplasm
Molecular function (GO): ferrous iron binding; ferric iron binding
Source: RefSeq, a predicted model, not a curated record
AUGGGUUUUCUGCGAAGGCCUCGUCAUCACCCACGCCGAUGCUGCCCACCCCGCUUCAUCAGAGCCAGGGCUGCCUAUCCUUUGGUGUUUAUACCACUACCCGAGGUCCUUCUACCGCCUCAAGUGCUACAGAACUACCACAUUGACUGCGAGGUCGCGAUCAACCGCCAGGUCCAGCUGCAGCUCUCUACCUCCUAUGUCUACCUGUCCAUGGCCUUCUACUUUGAUCGUGAAGAUGUGGCCCUGGAGAAGUUCUCAAGCUUCUUCCUGAACAAGUCUCACGAGUGUACUGCAAAUGCUGAGAAGUUUCUGGCAUUGCAAAACCAGCGCGGAGGUCGCACCUCUCUUCGCACAAUCUCCAAGCCAGACCGUGAUGAUUGGAUUGGUGGCCUCCCAGCCAUGGAGCGUGCCUUCCAGCUGGAGCUGACCCUCAACGAAAGCCUUGUGGCACUGCGCCUGCUAGCCGCCAGCAAAAGCGACGCCCAGCUGUGCAGCUUCCUGGAGAACCACUUUCUGAGCAAGCAAGUUGAAGUCCUCAAGGAGAUGAGCAGCUACCUGAUCAGCAUGCGCCAGAGGGCAUCUCCAGAAGUCGACAUGGCGGAGUAUCUCUUCGGAAAACUUUCCCUGGAUCACAUCAACAAGAAGUGA